GGUGCCUUGGGCCCGGGCCCGCCGCCGUCCGGCAAGCGGGGCGUGAGGCCCCCGGUCCCUUCAACCCACCCCGGCCGUGGCCUAGCGGAGCUUCCCCCGUUCCCCGGCCGAAAGCUGCGGCCAUGGAGAAGUACCAGGUGCUGGGCCUCGUGGGGGAAGGCAGCUACGGGGUGGUGACCAAGUGCAGGAACAAGGAGAGCGGGCAGAUCGUCGCCGUCAAGAAGUUCCUGGAAAGCGAGGACGACGCGGUGGUGAGGAAGAUCGCCGUGAGGGAAAUCAAGCUGCUGAAGCAACUCAGGCAUGAGAAUCUCGUGAACCUGCUGGAAGUCUGUAAAAAGAAGAAACGGUGGUACCUGGUGUUUGAAUUUGUGGAUCACACGGUGCUUGAUGACCUUGAGGCGUUUCCAAACGGACUAGACUACAGCAGGGUUCGGAAAUACUUAUUUCAGAUUAUGAGAGGAAUAGCGUUUUGUCACAGUCAUAAUAUAAUACAUCGGGAUAUUAAGCCAGAGAACAUACUAGUCUCCCAGUCGGGAGUUGUAAAACUAUGUGACUUUGGAUUUGCCCGUACCUUAGCAGCUUCUGGGGAAGCUUACACAGACUACGUGGCAACCCGAUGGUACAGAGCUCCAGAGCUGCUGGUGGGAGAUACCAAGUAUGGCAAGGCUGUGGACGUGUGGGCUAUUGGCUCUCUGAUAACAGAAAUGCUUACAGGAGAGCCCCUCUUCCCUGGAGAUUCAGACAUUGACCAGCUCUACCAUAUCACCAAGUGCCUGGGUAAUUUAAUUCCAAGACACCAAGAGUUAUUCUAUAAAAAUCCCCUCUUUGCUGGCAUGAGAUUGCCUGAAGUGAAGGAGGCCGAAUCUCUGGACAAACGAUAUCCCAAGCUCUCUGCUGCAGUGCUAGAUUUAGCCAAGAAGUGUUUGCAGAUUGAUCCAGAAAAAAGACCAUCCUGUGCUGAACUCUUGCAGUGCGAUUUCUUUAACAAGGAUGGAUUUGCUGAAAGAUUUGCUCAGGAGCUUAAAUUAAAGAUUCAGAAAGAUGCCAGAGACCAUCAAUUACAAAAAAAAUCAAAAAUCAGCAAAAGGGACAAAGAUGAUGUUUUAGAAGAAAGAAAAAUGCUUGGUGUCCAGGAUUUCAGCAUUGACCCGAAGAGCAGAGAUGCAAAGCUAUUAAAGGCAAAGCGCUCUAAAGCUGAUGCAGAGAAAGCAGACCGAUCCUCCAACCUGAGCUCCCUCUACAACCCAUUUAAAAUAAGCCCUCAAACCAGCCUAAAAGAUUCCGGCAGCAGCUUGGACUAUGCCAAGAAUGCAAGCAUAGUUAUCCCUCCCAUCAACCAGAACCUUUCUCCCACUACGAUUGGGAUGGGGCCUGUGCCUGGGAACCUUAAUUACAGAGUUGAUGAAAAGAGUAAAAAAUACUUGAACCCAUUUCUAAAGCAACGGAAGCAUUCUCCAGCAGGCCAUUACAGCGUAAGCUUGACAUCGGUUACUAAUGAAAAAAACAUCCUUCGGGCAAAUAGGAAAAAAUGGGAAUUCUCCAAGACAGAUGUGCGUUUGCCAGAACUAAAUCAUCUCCCUGAACUGAGAGGAGUGGAAGCGUGGCAUCCCAGAUUUCUGAAAAAGGAAAAUAAAACCGUUUCAGAGUCCCGUGUCCCCUCCCUUGCCGCGAUUGACCUCCAUAACCCAAGCCUGGCCUCACAGCAGCUGUCGGGGACCUUGAUGCCCGAUGCGUCAGAAGCCAGUUUCCCCAGAGUUGAGCACUAGCCUUAUGGAGAAGGAGAUCACACCUGCCUGUAAAAGGUGGCUGAAGCAGUGGGAACAACCCACCUGAGUUUCCAGGUGCGAAAGCUGCAAGGUCUCUGCAGGAGAGAGGAAGAUCCCUUCCUCUCUUGUUAGUGCAGCGGACUGCCGUGGGAAGCGGCUCAGGUCCAGUCCGAGGACAGAGCUCGCACUGCCAUUGCUGCUGGAUUCCUUGCCUGCAAAAUCGCUCCUGAAAUGUCGACUUUCUGGCCCAGGGCCAGGUCUUGUCUGAGGCUGCUCAGAAAAAAAUACUGGUUACUGGUGUGUGACAAGGGCAGAAGCUAGUCUGGAGGAUUUUGAAGGAAGCUGGGCUUUCUUUUGUCUAACUGCUGCCCUCUUGAGGGUUUGCUUUUUAAAUGAGUAGUGAAGAGAGUAGGUAGCUGCUGAAUUUGCCAUGUUUUGGUGGGCUACCUGAUCUCUAUUGGAAAGCACCUUUGCCUUGACAAAAACGUCAGUGAAGAAAAUGUCUGUGCAAGAAAUACGACGUUUAAAUGUGUAAAUGUUCUCAGCUGUUCCUUUGAAACCCUUGCUAAUGCUCAGCAGCAUGUGUGACCCUGUGUUAGGUUCCUUUUCCUUCCAUGCUUUCGUGUUCCCCCCACCCCGGCCCUGUCUUUGGGCAGUUGGCUUUCGGGUGUUUAACUGGGCCUGUUGUCUGGCCGCGCUGGGUGAAUGUCUGGGUGCUGCUAAUGGUGAAGGAAGAAUAUCAGUGUAAAAUACUGAGCUGUGAUGCAGGUGGCAUGUAAAAUGGCUUCUGUGAGCGCUCAGUAACUCACUUAAGUCAUCAGUCCUUUAGGUCCCUUGGGGGGAAUGGGACAUGUAAGUGUAAAACUCGACAGUGGCUUGCGGGGAGAGAAAGGUGGCAUCGCUUUUAUCUUGGGACCGUUAAGAGACCAUUUUUGCUUAACUGCCCUUGAGUUGGUUGUAGUCAGUUCUAUGGUGUCCCUACAUUGCUCACAACUCUUUUCCGGCAGCUCGAGGCUGCUGUCACAGCUCAAAGCCCUGUACGGUGUAGUUAAUUUUGGAACUUGUCUUUCCCCAAAAAGUGGCCUUUCCCAUCGAUGUCUCAUGGCGGAAUACAGUAUGAGUGUCACCGUAUUUAGAGCUGUGUGGCUAUGCUGUGUUUUGAUGUGCGCAUUACAAUUUGUAAAUAAAAGGAUAUU
Aptenodytes forsteri (emperor penguin) is the source of this 2962-nucleotide messenger RNA. It is a transcript of the gene CDKL2, whose product is annotated as cyclin dependent kinase like 2. Lineage: Eukaryota; Metazoa; Chordata; Aves; Sphenisciformes; Spheniscidae. Gene Ontology annotation, cellular component: nucleus. Gene Ontology annotation, molecular function: cyclin-dependent protein serine/threonine kinase activity; ATP binding. Bases 123 to 1766 code for a protein of 547 amino acids. The transcript is spliced from 13 exons. Gene Ontology annotation, biological process: protein phosphorylation. The record is from RefSeq and is a predicted model, not a curated record.